Blepharisma stoltei is the source of this 385-nucleotide messenger RNA. Lineage: Eukaryota; Ciliophora; Heterotrichea; Heterotrichida; Blepharismidae. The record is from the annotation of a GenBank genome assembly.
AUGGAUUGAUGAAAUUUUUCAAGAAAACAAAAAAACUCGACUAAAAUUUUUUAUUGGUAUCUAACUAAAAAUAUGAAUUGUUUUCUUUAUGAAACUUUAGAAACAUCUAAAUCAUGCUAACAUUAUGCACCUUUAUAUACAGUUAAAAAAAUUGGCAUCGAAAUUUCCAUAUUUGAAAUUAAUAUAAAGUAAACUAGUCCAUUUAAGCAAAUUGCAUUAAUUCUUAUAUCACUUUGGAAAUAUUAUUUUACAAUUCAAUAGAAAUUUGAUCAAUAUACGUAAUAUAUUAGAAAUUAAUUUGUUUAUAGUUAAAAGUUUUAACGAGGGUAAAAAUUCCAUUUUAUGUUUAUAUUUUGAUGAAUUCUAUCUUAUAGCAAUUAAGUAA